AGCCAAGAUGGAGCUUCAGUUUUGGCCUGAUUUCGUGUCUCUCUUGAAAAAGCUGAAUGGUCGGAUGCUCUUGGUGGUUCUGGUCAUGUCUCUUUUGAUGAUUGACCUAGUGAAAAAGAGACGACCCAGGAACUUCCCUCCAGGGCCGCAGCUCUUUCCUCUCGUGGGAACCAUUGUGGACUUUAAGCAGCCCCUCCAUCUUGCACUGCAGAAGCUUACAGGUCGGUAUGGGAACAUCUUCAGCGUGCAGUUUGGAAGUCUGACAUUCGUGGUGGUCAAUGGGUACCAGAUGGUGAGAGAAGCUCUUGUCCACCAGGCUGAAAUAUUUGCUGACCGGCCAAAUAUUCCACUCCUGCAAGAAAUAUUUAGAGGCUUUGGGCUCAUAUCAUCCAACGGGCACAUAUGGAGGCAGCAGAGAAAGUUUGCUUUAGCAACACUGAAAAGCCUUGCUGUAAAUUUUGAGGAAAAAGUGCAAGAGGAGAGUCGGUACCUCGUGGAGACAAUUGAGGAGGAGAAAGGACAGCCCUUUGACCCUCAUUACAAAAUUAACAGUGCUGUUUCAAACAUCAUCUGUUCCAUAACUUUUGGGAACCGCUUUGACUACCAUGACAACCGUUUCCAGGAACUGCUGCACUCCCUGGCUGAAACGCUGCUGCUCAUCGGAAGUUUCUGGGGCCAGCUCUAUAAUGCUUUUCCUUCGAUCAUGAGAUGGUUGCCAGGACCCUUCAGGAAAAUCUUCAGGCACUGGGAGAAACUUCAAUAUUUUGUAAAAGGUGUGAUUGCAAAGCACAAGGAGGAUUUGGACCAGUCCGAGGCAGGAGAUUAUAUUGACUGUUACCUGAAGGAAAUAGAAAAGUUUAAGGGUGACACCAGCUCCUACUUCCAUGAGGAAAACCUACUGUGCUCCACCUUGGACCUGUUCUUAACUGGGACAGAGACAACGGCAACCGCCAUCCGCUGGGCUCUGCUCUACAUGGCCGCGCACCCCCACAUUCAGGAGAAAGUGCAGCAGGAGAUUGACGCCGUGGUCGGGCAGUGCCAGCAGCCCUCGAUGGCUGACAAGGAGAAGAUGCCCUACACCAGCGCCGUGCUGAGCGAGGUCCUGCGCAUGGGCAACGUGGUGCCCCUGGGGGUGCCCCGCAUGGCCACCAGCGACACCACCCUGGCUGGCUUCCACCUGCCCAAAGGCACCACCCUGAUGACCAGCCUGACUUCGAUAAAUUUCGACAAAAAAGUGUGGGAGACUCCAGACACCUUUAAUCCUGAACAUUUCCUGGAAAACGGCCAGUACAGGAGACGGGAGGCUUUUCUGCCCUUCUCUGCAGGAAGAAAAGCUGCCGCAGCCUGUGCGAGGCGGAGCGGGCCGGAGGAGCCUCGGAGCUGGCUGAGCUCGCUCGGGACUCUGUCGGGUUCUUUGUGCUCCUUUUCCAGGCAAGAGGGCUUGUCCCGGGGAGCAGCUCGCCAGGACCGAGCUCUUCAUCUUCUUCGUGGCCCUGCUGCAGAAGUUCACCUUCCAGGCCCCAGCAGAGGCCGCGCUGUCCUUCGCCUUCACGCUCAGCCUCACGCGCUGCCCCAAACCCUUCCAGCUCUGCGCCGUGCCCCGGCCCUGAGCCGGGCCUGGGCUGCCCCACUGCCCCCUGUGCCCUCACAAACCGGGAAAUCCCCUUCUCCUGACCACCCCAGAGAUUUGGGGCUGGAAUGAUGGGCCCUGGAGGUCCAGCACCCGCCAGCAUCUGGGUGGCAGGGAAGGGCACAAGGGCCCAUCCUGCCCAUUGCAAACAGAACCAUUGUGGUUCUUCCCUUCACCUCGUUCCUGCCCCCCGCUACCAGUCUGACAAAAUGCAUGGAUUUAAAAGCCUUAUUCCCUAAUUUCCACUGUCAGCAAUUCCCAGGAAGGUGUCUGCCAGCUGCAAAAAUAUGGUUUGAUGUUGACUUUUCCAUGAGGAACAUGUCCAUCACCCAGAGACCACUUAGCAGCCCCUGAUGCUGCAGCACCCAAAUAGCCAAGGGCUCCUGAGGUGUCCCUGCUCAGAGCGAGCUGCUGGCCGUGGACACAAGCUCUGGACUCUUAACUCAGCACCAAUUUGGGUUUUCAGGUGGCCACAGCCAAUCCUGAGCCUCAGGUGGGCUUGGGCUCAGGGUGGUGGACAUUCCCUACAGCACCACAUUGCUGCUGUGGGAUGGGAAUCACAGAAUCAAGGAAUAGUUUGGCUUGAAAGGGACCUUAAAGAUCAACCCCUCUGCCACGGGCAGGGACACCUUCCACAAAAUCAGGUUGCUCCAAGCCCCAUCCAGCCUGGCCUUAGACACUUCCAGGGAUAAAAUAUAUCUAAGCAGAGGUCUCUGCAGCAGCAGCAAGCAUUUUUUUGGAUCUCAAAGAGUAUAUGGGAAUUUUAAUUAGGGGGCUACAGCGGAGUAGAAGCAGCUUCUAUCAAAGCCCAACCCAAGUGGGAUGGCACAAGGAGCUGUGCUUCCAGCAGGUCUGGAAGGGCUAUAACAAUAAGACACAGCAAUUUAUAUUAGAAAAGCAAAAGGUUUGUUCUAGUAAAAUACAAAUCAGAAAACUGCAACAAAAUAAUCCCAUUGGGCUGCUGGGGAGCAGUUCACCUGAAGCACAGCAGAAAGGGAACAGCAGAGAGUUGCAAGGGUUAUGCCCACGGUGGCUCAGUCCUGGCCCUCAGGAAGGAAGCAUUGGAACAGUGGUUUUGUGGUGGGAAGUCACGAGUUCAGCACUUCCCCUCUGCUUCUGGCAAAGAUUUGUGUCUGUGUGACCAGCAAGGACAUAGUGGGGGGCCGAGGAAGUGGUUGGGACACGGUGCCCUGCACCAUGGACACAGCUUCUUCCUAUGCCAGGCCUCUUUGGAUAAGAGUUAAUUAAAUAUGCAACUUGUAGAGGAUUUUGCUAUUUAUGUGACCUAGCAUUUGUGCUUAGAAAUGCUGUCUCCUGUGUGCUUCAGUUUCGACUACAGUCACAAUAGCAAAGAUUCUUCUUCUCCUUGUUUUUGGGGGUUUGUUUUUUGCUUCUCACCUUUCAUAAGUGUCUUUUCUGUGGGUACCCACGUAGGAUAUGGAAUAGUUAACAGGAAAGAUUACACCGAGUUUCAUUUCCACUGGUUUUCUCCUCUGUCCCCGGCAAUAGCGGCUUUGCUGCCGUACAAAGCAAUCCCUGUGCAGUGGCAGAUUUAUGCCACAGGGGAGAGUCCUCUGCACAUCACAUCCCUGCCACACCAGGCACACGGGGAUUCUGUCACUGAGCUGUCCUUCCGACUGAUCGCUUUAAUCCUAUUGCGUUUUUAAUUAUUGUUUCACAGUCACGGGCCCCCAUGUUGUAUUUUUGUCUUUGUAAAAGAGAAAACAUAAAAUAUACAGGGACUUUUUUUCACCUGUGAAAUCUUCAAUGCCACUCGGGACUAGGCACUGGUUUCUGUCAAUUUUUGUGUUCGUUCUUCUGUAGGUCUGACGUUUGGCUUGUGGCAGCAGCUUGUAUUAUUUGCACUGGCUUAGCAAAUAAAUAUUGAUCUCUUCUCUCCUUCAUUUCCAACUUUUAUUUCUUCAUUAUUUUGGGUUUUCUCCCCUACUUCUGGAGAGAAUAAAUGAUUGAAGUGA
This is a messenger RNA of Serinus canaria (Common canary), 3606 nucleotides long. RefSeq names its product cytochrome P450 2J19 (gene CYP2J19). Lineage: Eukaryota; Metazoa; Chordata; Aves; Passeriformes; Fringillidae. Gene Ontology annotation, cellular component: intracellular membrane-bounded organelle; cytoplasm. The transcript is spliced from 9 exons. Gene Ontology annotation, molecular function: oxidoreductase activity, acting on paired donors, with incorporation or reduction of molecular oxygen, reduced flavin or flavoprotein as one donor, and incorporation of one atom of oxygen; heme binding; iron ion binding. The record is from RefSeq and is a predicted model, not a curated record. Bases 8 to 1702 code for a protein of 564 amino acids. Gene Ontology annotation, biological process: xenobiotic metabolic process.